CUCAAUCUCUAUUUCCCCCAUCCCAAAUAAAACGAAACCUUGGAAUUCUUUUUUUCCCCUCCCCUCCCGCUACGCCCCUUGAAUUGUAUAGGCCGGUGGUUAGGGAGUACGAAGGGGACCGUCUUCCUCAGUUGUGACCCCUCUCAUCAGGUCUGGGAAGAGGUAACUGGAAAACAGAACAUAUAGAAGUGUUACCACAGGCCAUGUACAAGGCCAGAAUUUCUCUGACCUCUGUCCGCCAGCACCGCCUGUUAAAUGUACAAUUCCACAAGAGACUCGCCAAACUUGGUGGAGUCACCCGCUUACAAGGGCUCGCUCUCCACCUGCGCAAGGACUGCAAUUCCCAGGGUCCUCCAGGGCACCCGGCUGCGCCAGUCCAGAUGUGCAGGCGGCGCGCUCUUUCCUGCUCCGCUCAAGUCCAGGAACCGGUUCCCGGCUUCCCAACCCGGCUGCAGCGCCCACGCGCCUGGGUCCGAGUAGGCGAGCGAAAGCGGGAGGCGCGGAGGCUUCUGGGAGAUGGAGGCCGAGGCUGAGACCUGCGCAGGCGCAAACUCACAGCUGGGGUGAGGGCUGGAAGUCGCGCGGUUCGUGGCAGCGCCCCGAUGGAACCUCCUGGUCCUGUGAGGGGGCCCUUGCAAGAUUCCAGCUGGUAUGAGCCUUCUGCAGAGCUAGUCCGGACUAGAAUGGCUAUAUCACUAACAGCAGCUGAAACUCUGACCCUUCAGGGUAUAAAGGGACAAGAGAAGAUUAUGAUGAUGGAACCAAAGGAAGAGGGACAGUCUUGUGAGUAUGAGACCAGGCUACCUGGGAACCACUCUGCCAGUCAAGAGAUCUUCCGCCAACGCUUCAGGCAACUCCGCUACCAGGAGACUCCUGGUCCCCGGGAGGCCUGGAGCCAACUACAGGUACUCUGCUGUGAGUGGCUGAGGCCAGAGAAACACACCAAGGAGCAGAUCCUGGAGUUACUGGUGCUCGAACAAUUCUUGACCAUCCUACCUGAAGAGCUCCAAUCCUGGGUGCGGGGACAUCAGCCUAAGAGUGGAGAGGAGGCUGUGACUGUGCUGGAGGAUUUAGAGAAAGGACUUGAACCAGAGCCACAGGUCCCAGGCCCUGCACAUGGACUUGCACAGGAAGAGCCAUGGGAGAAGAAGGAAUCUCUGGGAGCCGCCCAGGAAGCAGUGAGCAUCCAGCUCCAGCCUAAGGAGACUCAGCUUUUCCCAAAGAGUGUUGUUACAGAAGAUGGCCCAGAGCCCAAGGACAAAGGAUCAUUGCCACAACCACCUAUUACCGAAGUGGAAUCACAGGUGUUCUCAGAAAGACUUGCUACUGACACUGCUACAUUUGAUGCUACCUCUGAGGGUACCUUAGAACUGCAGCAGAGAAAUCCCAAAGCAGAGAGACUGAGGUGGUCCCCUGACCAGGGGAAAAGUUUCAGACAGAUGGUUGUCACCCAUAAGGAAAUUUCCACAGGGAAGAAAGACCAUGAAUGUAGUGAAUGUGGUAAAACCUUCAUUUAUAACUCACAUCUUGUUGUCCACCAGAGAGUUCAUUCUGGAGAGAAACCCUAUAAGUGUAGUGACUGUGGGAAAACUUUCAAACAGAGCUCAAACCUCGGUCAGCAUCAGAGGAUUCAUACAGGAGAGAAACCCUUCGAAUGUCAUGAAUGUGGGAAGGCCUUCAGGUGGGGUGCUCACCUUGUUCAGCAUCAAAGGAUUCAUUCAGGAGAGAAGCCCUAUGAGUGUAAUGAGUGUGGGAAGGCCUUUAGUCAAAGCUCAUAUUUAAGUCAGCAUCGGAGAAUUCACAGUGGAGAGAAACCUUUUAUAUGUAAAGAAUGUGGGAAAGCUUAUGGAUGGUGCUCAGAACUCAUUAGACAUCGGAGAGUUCAUGCCAGAAAAGAGCCUUUGCAUUGAAUUGAAGGGGAGAACGCCUCCAGACAGAAUUCUGUGUCGCUCUAAUCUACUUUAGGACUGGAUCCCAUAAAAGUUAUAAGCUCCUUAAGA
This is a messenger RNA of Sapajus apella (tufted capuchin), 2000 nucleotides long. It is a transcript of the gene ZNF232, whose product is annotated as zinc finger protein 232. The record is from RefSeq and is a predicted model, not a curated record. NCBI's taxonomy places the organism in Eukaryota, Metazoa, Chordata, Mammalia, Primates, Cebidae. Gene Ontology annotation, biological process: regulation of transcription by RNA polymerase II. The coding region runs from base 603 to 1910 and encodes 435 amino acids. The transcript has 4 exons. Gene Ontology annotation, molecular function: RNA polymerase II cis-regulatory region sequence-specific DNA binding; DNA-binding transcription factor activity, RNA polymerase II-specific.